GAUGACGGCUGUGUCAAUAUGCGCCGGCUUUUCUUUUCUGUGGUGUGAGCCAGAGGUGACGCUGUCGGCUUGUAAAUGAUCACAAGAUUUACUUUAAAAGGAGAACAAUAACGUGUGGCGUGCAUGUCCUGCGUCAGUGUUUCACUAAGGACUUUACUGUGAAGAAAAAGUGCAGAAAAUUAGUGUCUUGAAAAGCAUAAUCUGGCUUUUGUGUCCAGUCUGCUCUGGUCUGGCAGGUUUAUCCACUCUGAAGUCAGGAGACCGUUUGUGUGUGUGUGUGUGUGUGUGUGUGUGUGAGACAGCGCAUGAGACGGAGCGUGUGUGAGCCAGAGAACCCAGUAGCUGUAGGCUGUGUGUGUGUGUGGGUGUGUGUGUGUGUGAGACAGAGUGUGAGAUGGAGAGUGUGUGAGUCAGAGAGCCCAGUAGCUGUAGGCUGUAUGUAUGUAUGUAUAUGAGUGUGUUUGUGUGGGUGUGUGUGUGUGUGUGUGUGUGUGUGUGCGCGCUUGUGUGUAUUAUGGGCGUGCCUAGGGGGUUGUCUUAGCUACAAGCUCAGGUGUGUUUGUGCAGCUCCACAUUGUAGCCUGUGUGUGUGUGUGUGUGUGUGUCUGUGCACGAAAAAAGAGACAAAGAACUCCCAGCAGAGAGAAAAGUCAAGAUAAAAAGAAUAAGCGAGGUUUAUUCAGCUGAUGCAAGGCUCUGGAGGAGGCAGUGUUGUUUUUGUCACAGGCUGCACAGGAUUUCCAGGAAGUUGGCAGAUCUUCACCAGUCUGGGCUUGUUGAGUCGAGGCCUCCCCCAUGAAAACCACUUGGUACUGUCCUCUCAACCUGUCCACUGUUACUGAGAAGGAGGAGGACGGCAUCAUCUACACGGUGAUCGUGAAACCACACCACGGUGACCCUAAUACACAGCCGUCAUGUCACCGCUCGCAGUGUGUAAAGGCUGGGACAGAGGAGAAGCUGGUCCUUCACCUCCUCCACUCCUUCUCCAUGGAGGAUACGUCCUUCAUCUCCAUCUUCCUCUCCACCUACCGCUCCUUCACCACCACUGAGAGGGUGCUGGACAUCUUGACGGACAGGUUGGGAAAUCCACCAGGAGACAGCGGCAGUCCCACACGUCAGACCUUCAACAAGGCAGUGUGCACUGUGUUCAGCACGUGGCUGAGCGAAUACCCGGAGGACUUCCACUCGCUGGGUGAACCCUCACGCCUGCUCCGCCUCGCACCCCUGAUGCCAGACCAGACGGGGUCAGAGGUCAAAGUUCGGCUGCUGAAGAUCGCAGAGGAGCUCAGUGACAAGUCCCUGAUUCCUGACUCUGCUUCAAAUGCUGCAAAUGCUUUUCUCCAAACAUCAUCUCCCGAUCCUUCAAAGUUCGACGCCACCAACAUCCUGGCUUUUCCCUCGAGUAUCAUAGCCGAGCAGCUGACCAAGAUCGAGACGGAGCUGUUUCUGAAGCUGGUGCCGUAUCACUGUCUGGGCUCGCUGUGGUCUCAGAGAGAUAAGAAGGGCCAUGAGGGUGUGUGCUGGUCGGUCAGAGCCACAGUGCGUCAGUUUAAUCGUCUGGCCAACGCCGUUACAGCCUCGUGCCUGUGGCAGACGGAGCUGAAGACCCAGCAGAGGACGCGCCUUCUGGAGAAAUGGAUCAGCGUAGCCGAGGCGUGCAGAAUCAGGAAGAACUUCUCAUCAUUGUAUGCCAUCGUGUCAGCGCUGCAGAGUAACCCCAUCCACAGACUGAGGAAGACGUGGCAGGAGACGGACCGGGAGGCAAUGAAGCGCUACGAGGAACUGGCCUCCAUCUUCUCGGAGAAAGACAACUACUCGCAGAGCCGAGAGCUGCUCAAAGAAGAAGGCACUUCCAAAUCUGCUAAUGUAGACACUAAAACCAACAACAGAAGACACACGUCCAGUGCUCAGGGCACCGUGCCGUACCUGGGCAUCUUCCUGACCGACCUCACCAUGCUGGACGCCGCAGUCAAGGACAGGCUAGAGAAUGGCUAUAUCAACUUUGACAAACGGCGACGAGAAUUUGAGGUUCUCGCCAAAAUCCGUCUCCUCCAGUCAUCCUGCAGGAACAGCACCUUCCGAACAGACGAGUCGUUUGUGCACUGGUACCACAGCGUCCCCACGCUGACCGAGGAGGAAAGCUACAGACUGUCCAAUCAGAUUGAGCCUCAGGGGGAACCGAGUCCAGGACGUCUUACGCAUCCUACCGUGGUCAUCACGGAGUGUCCAGACACUCUCUCUGAUGUGACAAGCUCGGGCAUGGAUGCUGAUGGAAUAUUUGAUUUCCCUUCGCCUGUCAAUCAUCUGCUCUCCAGGCUUGCGAAGCACAUGAAAUCCCCUUCCGUUUCCUGUCUGGAUGUCGAAUCGUCCCCUCCACCCAAUGACCCCAACCCCACUGCAGUGACCACACCUAAUAAUAUCUCCAAAACCCAUCGGCGCUCCGUCUCGUGCGGCAACGCUCCGUCCAAUCACGCACCAGGGGCGGGGCCAGACAUGCGAAUCGUCAAGAUCCGGAUGGAUUUACACGACGGGAAUUUAUAUCGAAGCAUUCUGGUUAGUAGCAAUGACAAAAGUCCCACUGUGAUCAGCUCGGCGUUAGAGAAGCAUAACCAAGACCCCCGAGAGGCCUCCAAAUAUGAGCUCAUACAACUGCUUCCUGAAGGAAAAGAGCUGACAAUACCCGCCACAGGAAAUGUGUUCUACGCCAUGAGCUCAGCUAGCGUCGACUUCCUGUUGAGGAGGCGAGGAGGAAACACGCCGGUGGGCUCACCGUCGCUGAACAAUGAGACCAGCGCAACUUUUCCACGAAUCAAGGCCAAGGGGCGGAGGCUGGUCCGAACACUCUUUUAACACAACAUGUUUUCAGCUCAGCAGAGACUAACACGUGGAGUAACAUUUCUAAUAAAGUCCCAUAGCGUGUAGUAACAUGGAAGAACUGCUUAAAGAGAUUCUCCAGUGUUUUUGGUUUUUCUUUUAACCUAAUCUCUAUGUACAACAUCUGUCGUCUGUGUGUGUUUACAACAGACAAGAAAUUCAACACGGUUCCCUGAAAUGAGGAAAAACAAAACAAAACUGUUUGCUUCAAACUUAACUAGAAUGUAAAUCUAAGGGCAGAUGUUGAACUUCAGCAAUAAAAAGCAUAUAUCUGCAGUUGUCCGAUAAAGGAGUGUGUUUUGAAGCUAACUCAGGCUAGUGUUAUCUACCUGCUAGCAUGCACAAAUAUACUGAUAGUAAUCUCACGGGAUUACAAAAUGUCCGCCAAUGACUCUGAAGCUCAUCACAUUCUUAUAGCAUCAUUUAAAUAAUAAAUUAGAUCAAUUAUCUCUGAAAAAUACACCAAAAUGUUAUUAGUAUUAUUAUUAUUAUUUUAAUAUUUAUUUAGCUUUACCUUAUACCUAGACACCCUGAUUAUUUUUCAGUUUAGAGUUAAGACGUCUUUCAGAUGGAAGAAUUUGUAGUUAGCAUGUGGCUCUGAUGGCGCAUAGAUACCACAAUGUUUUCAGGAAAGUGUGAAGUAACCGGAACUACUUUUCACUCCAGUGCAGGAAAAUUGCAUGAAACUUUAUAAGAAUAGUUUUGCUAAAAAUUUCUAUCAUGCCUGUCUCAUCCUCACAACUCUACUGUUUCCAUCUAACAGCUGGAGGUUUGUCGUUUAUACAGUCGCACACUUUAAACACCUGCCCUUAUUCUUCCAUUACAAGUGAAAUUGGAGUAAACAGUUUUUUUGCUUUUUUUUUUCCUCAGUACAGGGAAAUGUGUUGAAAUUUUAAUCCAUGGUAAUCACACAUGCACUAGACACACAGUGUGUAGAUAUUAGGUUAAACUCGUUGGAGUAUGGCUUUAAUGAGAUUAACAAUAUAAAGAGUAGGUUGAAAUGAAUCGGCUGCCCCGGCUAAAUGGUGCACUCAUUUUUGCAUUUCAGAAGUUCAACUAAGACAGCGACGAGAACGAGAACGAUGCCGAUGCCACACUGCCGGUGUUACGGCUUUCUACCUCGAACGGAGCGAUACCCUUUUUAGCUUCAGCUAAUCCGUGAAAAAACACUGCAUUAUCAGCGAUGAUAAACGACUAGGAAACCACAACUGCAACUGCAACAACGACGUGUAGCACUUAAGGGUACUAAUGCACAUUAACGUCCUACAGUGCAUUUACUUUAAGCAAAAAAACAUACCAACAAAAAGAUACAAACUCACUGCCACUUUGUAACCAAGUAUGCAAACAUGAGGCUCUGACUGAAGCUCGUGGCUAUGCUCGGAUAUUUUUUUUGUCAUUUUACAUUUUGAAUACAGCAACCCACAACACUGUCCACUUUUACGAUCUCAUAUCCAAGCAGCGAUUAAGCUUUUGAUCGUUUAUAAAGGAUGUUAGAUGCACAGAGCACAAAGCUCACUGAGAAAUGCAACACUAAGUAAAUAAAUAUAUAUUUUAAUGUUUGUUAGAAAUGGAAACGUGUACAGCAAGGCACUGGUUCUAGCUUUAAGUCAAAGCUGGCUCUUGUGUUCUGAUGAACCCUGCGCUGCUGAUGUGCAUUUGCUCCGAAUGCUCUUGAAGUCUGGUCUGAACUGAAGCACUCGAGCUCUCGGCUCAGCGCAGGGCAGAGGAGCCGGGUCUGUUUUUUUUUUUUUGGUUUUUUUUGUCAGGAUGUUUUCAGUUUUUGUGGUGAAGUGCCUUUUUAUCAGGUGCUCUCGCUUCUGCCGUGUUGCUCAGGAUAAGCUAACGUUGUACAUUCACCUCUGUAUAGAUAAAAGCUGGGUUUAUGCAAAAUGUAUACCACCUAUUCUUGUACGCAAUAAAUUUUCAUUUUGAUACA
Messenger RNA from Pangasianodon hypophthalmus (striped catfish), 4810 nucleotides. It is a transcript of the gene rgl2, whose product is annotated as ral guanine nucleotide dissociation stimulator-like 2. Gene Ontology annotation, molecular function: guanyl-nucleotide exchange factor activity. NCBI's taxonomy places the organism in Eukaryota, Metazoa, Chordata, Actinopteri, Siluriformes, Pangasiidae. Gene Ontology annotation, cellular component: plasma membrane. Bases 796 to 2850 code for a protein of 684 amino acids. Gene Ontology annotation, biological process: positive regulation of GTPase activity; Ras protein signal transduction. The transcript has 19 exons. The record is from RefSeq and is a predicted model, not a curated record.